Molecule: messenger RNA, 1698 nt
Organism: Topomyia yanbarensis
Lineage: Eukaryota; Metazoa; Arthropoda; Insecta; Diptera; Culicidae
Exons: 5
Coding region: 1-1698 (565 amino acids)
Molecular function (GO): nucleic acid binding; zinc ion binding
Source: RefSeq, a predicted model, not a curated record
AUGCUGCAUCAUUACAUGGGUGCCGAUUCGUACAAUCUACUGUGUGAUCAUGUGUCACCAGCUGAACCGGAAACGAAAACCUAUGCUGAGAUCGUUACAGUCUUGGGAGAGCACUACGGCCCACAACCGUUAGAGAUGGUUGAGCUUUUUAAAUUUAGUCAACGCACGGAACGGGAAGGUUUGCGGAAUCAGCUGGUGUUUGGCCUGAGAAGCCAGCGGAUUAGGGCACGCUUGAUCGAAGAGAGAGAUUUAACUUAUGAUAAGGCGAAGCAAAGUGCGUUAUCCAUGGAGGCCUCCGGUGAUGGGGCCGACGUGCUUAAUCGACGAAUGCAGGAUGUGAACCUGGUGGAUAAGGGGAAGUUUCCGAUAAGACAGGAGUCUACAACCGAUUUUGCUACUAAGAACGAUUUGUGUUUCCGUUGUGGAAGUGAGAGACAUUUGGCCAACAAGUGCGAGCACAGAGACAAAAUUUGCAGUUUAUGUAAAAAGAAAGGACACCUAAAGCGGGUGUGUCUCAGUUCUAAACCGAAUUAUAGCCAAAGUAAUGCGAACAAGUACAAGCCAAAGAAACAUUCGACGAACCUAGUGGAGGGUGGUGGUGCCUCACAGUCAGAUUGCUCGGACGAAGAUGAAAUUCAUCUGAUUGAUAUAUGCAAAUUAGAACACAAUUCGAAAGACUUAUCAAAAAUUAAUCUCAAGGUUAGGGUAGGAGGCUCACCAAUCAAAUUUGAGGUUGAUAGUGGAUCCCCAGUUUCGUUAAUAAGCAAUGCUGGCAGACUCAAGUUUUUGACAAAUUUACCAUUACGUCCAACUGAUAUUGAGUUACGAAGUUAUUGUGGGAAUAAAAUUAGAGUUUACGGUAUUGUUGAUGCGGAGGUUGCGUAUAACGGUCAGAGCAAUCAGUUAUGUUUGUUCGUGGUCGAUACCAAGCGACAUCCGUUGUUGGGUCGUGAAUGGAUGCGUGCGCUGCAGUUGGAUUGGAAUGACAUUAUGUGUUUCGAUUCCGUAGAUAGGAUUUCCUUGUGCAACCCGCUACCACAAGCUGUAAGGGGAUUAAUGGAGGAGUUCCCUGCAGUUUUUGAAGAGUCUAUCGCUCGUACCUUACCGUUCUCAAUUCGCGAUACUGUGGAACGGGAAAUCCUCAGCAUGGAGGAAAAUGGUAUACUGGUGAAAGUAAACCCUAGUGAGUGGGCCACUCCUGUCGUACCGGUGAUGAAGUCUGCAAACAAGGUUCGACUGUGUGGGGUUUUCAUGGCGAGAGGGAAGAAGUUCACCAAACUUGAUCUUGCUCAAGCAUAUCUACAGAUGCAAGUUCGUCCGGAGAAUCAAGCGUUGCUAACCCUGAAUACGCAUCUCGGACUAUAUCAACCGACAAGGUUGAUGUACGGAGUUGCCUCUGCACCUGCAAUCUUUCAGAGAGAAAUAUCCCAAAUUCUGCAAGGAAUUCCCGGAGUAUCUGUGUUUUGGAAGACAUUACGUGAGGUUUUGAAAAGAUUCCAAGAGCACAACAUGCGCGUCAAUCUGACCAAAUGCGAGUUCUUUGCUGAUAGCAUUCAAUAUUGUGGCUACGCUAUUGAUAGUCAAGGCAUACAUAAGAUGCUGCAGAAGGUAGAAGCUAUUCAGAAAAUGCCACGUCCUGAGAAUCGUGAACAGGCCCGAGCGUUCCUCGGUCUAGUGAAUUACUACGGUAGAUUCUGA